CAGGAGGAAGAACAAAACAAGAUGGCGUCUGGCGGAGAAUACGUUGUUUUGGUUAUUAUGGUUUCUAGGUCUUAAUUACAACGUACAUGUGCACAUGUGUGUCGUUUAACAGAGUAAACGUCGUUAUUAAUUGUUUGUAUGCGGAUACAUUAGUCUGAGUGCACUUUGACGUGCUAGCCUAGCCUGCUGGUUAGCUUAGCUUGUUAGCUGCUAACAAAGAGAGGCGGAAGUGAUCGAAACAUCAAAGCAGAGAUCCAAAACGUCUGUGAAGAACAUCUUCACCCUGAGCAACAGAAGUGGAGCUUCAGGAUGCAGACGGAGGAGCCACAGCACAACCUCAUUAAGAAGGAAGAGGAAUACCCACUGAUCCCCCAUUUUAAAAAUGAAGAGGAACACCCACUAAUCCCCCAUUUUAAAGAGGAAGAGGAGGACCCACUGACACCCCAUUUUAAAAAGGAAGCAGUGGAUCCACAGACCCCUCACAUUAAGGCGGAAGAGGAAUACCCACUGAUCCCCCAUUUUAAAAAUGAAGAGGAACACCAAUGGCUACCCUUUUUUAAAGAGGAGAUGGAGGAACCACUGACACCACAUUUUAAAAAGGAAGCGGUGGAUCCACUGAGCCCUCACAUUAAAGAGGAAGAGGAGGAACACAGCAUCAGUCAGCAGGGAGAGCAUCUUGAAGGACUGGAGGAGGUUGAUGUCACCAAGAUGCCAGUGACUGGUGUCCCUGUGAAGAGUGAAGAUGAUGAGGUGAAAGGUGAAAGUGAGGAGAGGGGAGGGGGGGAGCCUCCAAGCAGCAGCUCAACACAACACAUGACAACAGAAGCUGAUGGAGACCACUGUGGAGGAUCACAAGCAGACAAGCUCUUAGCUCCACUAUCAGAUAGUGAGGACACAACGUCACACUCUCCUGACACUGAUGAUGAAGACUCUAAAGAUGAUAAGACAUGUCACACUGACAACACUCGCUUCACAUGUUCUCACUGUCACAAAACUUUUAAAUAUCCUAGUAAAUUGAAAAGACACAUGAGAACACACACUGGAGAAAAACCUUUUUCAUGUUCAAACUGCGGUAAACAUUUUACUCAGAGGCCAGAUUUAAAAGUACACAUGAGAACACACACUGGAGAAAAACCUUUUUCAUGUUCUAUCUGUGGUAAAGAUUUUACUCAGAGGCCACAUUUGAAAGUACACAUGACAACACACACUGGAAAAAAACCUUUUUCAUGUUCUAUCUGUGGUAAAGAUUUUACUCAGAGGCCACAUUUGAAAGUACACAUGAGAACACACACUGGAGAAAAACCUUUUUCAUGUUCAAUCUGCGGUAAAGAUUUUACUCGAAGGGAAAAUUUCAAAAAGCACAUGAGAAUACACACUGGAGAAAAACCUUUUUCCUGUUCAAUCUGCAGUAAAUAUUUUGCGCAACGGCACUAUUUGAAAGAACACGUGAGAACACACACUGGAGAAAAACCUUUUACAUGUUCAGUAUGUUGUAAAAGUUUUUUACAAAGUCAGCAUUUGAAAAGACACAUGAGAAGACACCCAGGAGAGAAAGUGUUGAGUUGCAGUGUGUGUGGUGAAAGAUUGUCUUCUAAGUACCAGUGUAAGAAACACAAGUGUGCUGGUGAGAACAGCAGCAGCAAAUGAAACUGCAGGAUUUGAAAUAAACUGUCCAGACUUUAACUUUGACCUUCUAAAAACAUCAGCACAUAGUUUCUAAGAUUUAUAGAUGAGAUAUUUUAGAUUAUUACCUUUUUUCAGUCAAGUACUACACAUGACAAGUGUUUUUUAAAGUUGUUCAUGAUUUAUCCCCCUUUUUUAGAAUUCCUCAAACAUUAUCAAUUUCAGAAAACAUGGGAAUGUUUGGAAUGUUUGGGAAAAGUUAAUUAUGUACAUCAUCCCACAGAGCUUUACUGUACAUCCAUCCAUUUGUUCUACCACUUGUCUCUUUCAUUUUAUAUGAGUACCUUGAAGGUAGAAAAGCGCUAUACAAGUACAACCCAUUUAUUUAUUUAUAUGUAUAGCAUUUAAUCACAUACUUGUCCGCCAAAGGGUGUUGCGUUUUGGAGGAACUCCUUCUGUCAGAGUGCUGUUCACACUUCUUUUACUGCGGAAAUCUACUCACAAAAACAAUCCAAACAGUAGGAAACAAAAAACGAUGGUGCGAAAAAGAGAAGACUAAAUGUGCAUUUUGGAAAAAAUAACAAAAGCUACUUCUAUACACAAAUAAAGUCAACUUGGUUUGGAGUUACAAGACGUGCACACAACAAAACAACACCAAGAUGGAUGGCACUGGGAAUGGCCAAGGUAGCAAAAUACUCAAAGCAUGGAAUCAACUGGCGUGGAGUGGAAUCGCCGAGUGCCAUCCAGCUGUCAAGGUGCUGCUUAAGUAGCACCGGGGUCAAUUGGAAGCAGCUGUGCACGUCCCACAACUCCGCCCACAAAGGCAACACAGGAACUCUAGGAGGAAGGAGAAAUGUAAGAACAAGGUCAACUGCACCAAAAGACGAAAACUGACUGUUGGAGCCAAAUUUCCUUAUUUGCUUAUAUUGUUUUUAUUUAGUUUUCUCUGAUUGAUAGCUGGCUUCAGUUCAUGCUGAAUUUCCCUUUCUGCAGAUUGCUCCGCCCACUUCCUGUUGAGAACCAGGAAGUGUCGACAGGGUUGGGACUGUUGCUAUGGUGCGGUUGCCAGGGUAGCCUCCUUUAAUUGUGUUCAGCUGGGAACACUGGGGGGUGAUUGCAUGGAGGACAAACAGUUUUGGAGCGUGUGGUGUGGUGUGUGGUCAGGUCUCACUGCUGUGACAAUGUGCCAUUCAAGCCAAGGUCAGCAUACAUAAUGUUCUAGAACCUACUUUUCAUUUCAUUUUGAUAGCUUGGAAUAAAGGGAUUGUCAUAUCCAAACACAUUUCUACAGUACUGGACAUUCAAUCAUCAAACUGGUCAACACAGUAUCAGUAUCAGUAUCAGUAUCAGCCCAAAGAUAAGUGCUGUACAAUGAGAAUAAAAUGCCUCGUAGCCGAUUAUACAAAUGUGAUCAAUUCAUCUUGAUAUUGUCCUGCCACAGUGAAUAGGUUUCCCUUUUUAAAGGGCAAAUUCCUCCCAGGGUCUUUUGUCCUAAUGACUGUCUGGAUAAAGUGAGGAGAAUAUAAUUCAGGAAAACAAUUUAUUUUACAAAUAAACUAGAUUAAGUAACACAUUUUUACAGUUAGCUAAAUUGGACAGAACACCUGCAUCAUCUUCUCAACAACACCCACAUUCUUACAAACAACAUAUUUAAGAAUGGUGGUGUUAAAUACAAAGUGCAUUCAGAUACAAACAAUUAUUUUUGAUGUUUACUCUAUUAAAGGACAUAUAUGUGCACAUGUAUGCACUGAUUAAAAAUACAGAACAAUAAUGCCCACGUUUAGACUUUCUCCAUCAAACGCCAUCUUGCUUUCUCCUCCUUUCUAUUUCCAGCAGACUAGUAGAACAUCUUAGGUGUAUUGCUGCCCUCCACAGUCUAUUAACAAAAUGUCUUCCUUCUGUCCUAUGGCCCACACUACAGACUUGGACACAAACAGGAGAGAAAGUAAAAAGCAGCUUUAAGGAGGUCAAAACAAAAUGUAUGCAUUCUUUCUAACGGCCGCUGGGUGGCAGCAGAGGCUCCAUGUAUCACCUGAAGAAACAUUUGACUUCUGACCUUUCCACAUUAUUUCUCUCAUCUUUACUGCUGGAGUUCAGCUCACUGAGGAUGUAAGCUACAUUUUGGUAUCUUAAUUAUCUUUAAUUAUUCAUAAACAGGCUUAAAACAAACCAUUAUUAUCAUUACUGCCUCAUUUGUUUCACUCUCUACUAAUUAAAACUAUUCUAGCACAAAAACAUUCAGGAUGUUCAUACAAAAAAUAUUACACAUCCCCCAAACGUACCAAUUUAUUAUGGUAUUCAUAUAAUAUUACAUUUAAUAUACACAUGGUCAUAACAGUGCUGACAAUUUAAAUUCCCUGUGGGGAUUAAUAAAGUAUUUCUGA
Messenger RNA from Nerophis ophidion (straightnose pipefish), 4007 nucleotides. RefSeq names its product gastrula zinc finger protein XlCGF57.1-like. NCBI's taxonomy places the organism in Eukaryota, Metazoa, Chordata, Actinopteri, Syngnathiformes, Syngnathidae. The record is from RefSeq and is a predicted model, not a curated record. Bases 310 to 1647 code for a protein of 445 amino acids. The transcript has 2 exons.